This is a messenger RNA of Sparassis crispa, 885 nucleotides long. RefSeq lists its product as hypothetical. The coding region runs from base 1 to 885 and encodes 294 amino acids. The transcript is spliced from 7 exons. Gene Ontology annotation, biological process: amine metabolic process. Gene Ontology annotation, molecular function: copper ion binding; quinone binding; primary methylamine oxidase activity. The record is from RefSeq and is a predicted model, not a curated record. NCBI's taxonomy places the organism in Eukaryota, Fungi, Basidiomycota, Agaricomycetes, Polyporales, Sparassidaceae.
AUGAUCUACCAUAUGGAUGGCUAUCGCCCUGCCAAGGAGGAUGCUCUCGCCUAUCUUGCAACCCAGAUGCGCGCGCUGCCCCAGACAGAUACGCUAGAGCCCGGAGACGGCCAUGCGCCAGCUGACAUCUACUCCCGCGACGAGAUCCCACGCAAUGCCUGCGGGCUCACGACACUCUGGGAGAUGCAAUCCUUGCUUGCGAAAAUCAUGCCACCCCUUGCGGAAUUCACUCGGGAGCUGUUCUGUGGAGUUGCACCUGGCCUUCCAAACGAUACUCUCGUGGUGGGUGCGGUCGCUCCGCUCAGUAUUGACGGCUCCUUCCACCGCACUUGGGUUAACUGGAGAUGGAAUGUCGCUGGACCGUACCUCCACCCCGUCGGGCUCUCCCAUUACAUCGACAUAACUGGCACGGACCCAAGGAACUGGAAGCUCCUUAAAAUAGUAUACAAUUAUCAGGUUUUCUCCAGCACGGACGAAUUCUUGGAAGCGUUCCACAACGGUACUCUCAAGCGCCUUCCUGCCCGAACUGACCAGCCCAUCGACGUUGCGUGGAGCAGACGGGAGCGCCCCGACAUCCCUCCGACUUGGACGACGUGCCUGUUCAUCAGCUGGAUGGGGUGGGAGAUGUACUUGGGCUUCGAUAGAGACAUGGGCUUAAGUCUCUGGGAUAUACAUUUCCGAGAUGAACGAAUUAUAUAUGAGCUGGCGCCGCAAGAGGCGAUUGCGCAUUAUGCUGGUAAUGACCCCAUGCAAUCUUCGACAGCCUGGCUUGACCGCUUCUUCGGCAUGGUGCGCUCUCAUCAAUCGUCUACUUGUGUUGUUGUGCUCGUAGUUGUGCACUUUCAGCCGCCCCGUCUUCGUCUCGAGAUGGUGAGAAGAAAAUGA